Messenger RNA from Diaporthe citri, 309 nucleotides. RefSeq lists its product as uncharacterized. NCBI's taxonomy places the organism in Eukaryota, Fungi, Ascomycota, Sordariomycetes, Diaporthales, Diaporthaceae. The transcript has a single exon. Bases 1 to 309 code for a protein of 102 amino acids. The record is from RefSeq and is a predicted model, not a curated record.
AUGAGCGGUGAUUCCUAUCCAGUCAUCCAUACCGUUGGUUCCGUCGACGGACCCGACCAAGCGAAUCUCAGUGGCGAGAAGCCUGGGUCCACGGAUAGUAUCCCGCCCAGAGUGCCGGACAGCAAGAUGGACAAACCCGGAAAUAGAAGGGAAGAGCCACUUGGCAACACAGCCGCAGGACCUGAGAUGCAACACGGCGCUACCAGCACUCCUACUUCGAGUGAGCCCGGGGUGAUCGGGGAGAUCCGGACGGUUGGUAGUGCGGAUCCGGGCGGUGGAGAUGCUGGGGCGAGCAGCGGAAGAAUCUAA